AUGGGCUAUGGACACGACUGGGAGCAAAAGUGUCUGAAUUCGGAACUAUGGCAUGCAUGUGCUGGACCGCUUGUGUCUUUACCUGCUGUUGGAAGUCGUGUAGUGUACUUUCCUCAGGGUCACAGUGAGCAGGUAGCUGCAUCUACCAACAAGGAAAUUGAUGCUCACAUCCAAUAUCCAAACUUACCUCCGCAGUUGAGUCAGCUUCACAAUGUAACUAUGCAUGCAGAUGCAGAGACAGAUGAAGUUUAUGCCCAAAUGACAUUGCAACCCUUGAGCCUGGUAAUUGACAGCACUGUAUGCUUGAGGAAACAAAAAGAUCUUUAUCUUCCUGCUGAACUGGGUACUCUGAGCAAGCAGCCAACCAACUAUUUCUGCAAGACACUGACUGCAAGUGACACCAGUACGCAUGGUGGGAUUUUCUGUUCCCGCCGUCAGCCUGAAAAAGUCUUCCCCCCCCAGGAUUUUUCCCAGCACGCCCCUGUGCAGGAGUUGAUUGCAAGGGACCUUCAUGAUAAUGAGUGAAAUUUCGUCACAUUUUUCGCGGGUCAGCCAAAGAGGCAUCUUCUGACAACAGGAUGGAGUGUUUUCGUAAGUGCAAAACGACUGGUUGCAGGUGAUUCAGUCAUUUUUAUCUGGAAUGAAAAUAAUCAGUUGCUUCUGGGUAUUCGGCGUGCUACGCCGCAAACAGUUAUGCCUUCAUCAGUAUUAUCAUGUGAUAGCAUGCAUAUUGGACUUCUUGCUGCUGCAGCCCAUGCUGCUGCUACCAAUAGCCGCUUUACUAUAUUUUAUAAUCCCAGGGCAAGUCCUUCUGAAUUUGUCAUACCGUUAGCUAAGUAUGUUAAAGCAGUUUAUCACACCCGUGUUUCUGUGGGUAUGCGUUUUAGAAUGCUGUUUGAGACAGAAGAGUCUAGUGUUCGCCGUUACAUGGGCACGAUCACAGGGAUUAGUGAUCUGGAUCCUGUGCGCUGGCAAAACUCACAUUGGCGUUCUGUAAAGGUUGGUUGGGAUGAGUCGACUGCUGGGGAAAGGCAGCCAAGGGUUUCCCUUUGGGAGAUUGAGCCUCUGACGACGUUUCCAAUGUAUCCAUCUGCCUUCCCUCUUAGACUUAAACGUCCAUGGCCAUCAGGCUUAUGCAUAAUUCAUAUCUACCAUGCAUCUGCAGGUGGCAAGGAUGAUGAAAUUGGUCUAAAUCUUCCACCUAUGUGGCUUCGGGAUGGGGACCAUGGGUUGCCGUCUUUGAGUUUUCAGGGACUUGGAGUGACACCUUGGAUGCAGCCUAGACUUAAUGCUUCAAUGCUUGGUCUCCAGCCUGAUACCCAAGCAAUGGCUGCGGCAGCACAGCAGGAGAUGAGGACCAUGGAUCCUUCAAAACAGACAUCGGCAAUUCUACAAUUCCAACCACCUCAAAGCUUGACUAGCAGAUCCACUCUAUUGCAGCAGCAGCAGCUGCAGCCACCACUGAUUCAACAGCAGCAGCCACAUCAAAGGUUGCAACAGCAGCAGCAGCAACAGUUGCAACAGCAGCAGCAGCAGCAACAAUUGCAACAGCGGCAGCAUCAGCAGCCACAGCAACAGCAAAUACAUCAGCAGCAUCAACAGUCACAACAGCACCAGCAAAUCCAGCAGACACACUUGUGUAAUCUUCAGCAAAUCCCUAAUGUCGUCUCAAGCCUCUCACAGCUUGCCUCUACUUCUCAGUCCUCAUCAUUGCAAACAUUAUCUUCAUUUUGCCAACAACAAACCUUUCCACACACCAAUAUGAACCCAGCAUCCAUGUCUGGUGUCCCCUUACAUAGUAUUUUGCGCUCAUUCUCUCCUGAAGAAACAUCGAACAUUCUUAAUUUUCCUCGAACCAGCUCAGUAAGCACUUCAGGCACAUGGUCAUCCAAGCGACUAGCAGUUGAAUCCAUGCUCGGAACUCAGUGCAUGCAGCCCCAGGUUGAACAGUUAGACCAACAGUCGAACAUAUCUCAGCACUCUGUCACUUUACCACCAUUUCCAGGGAAAGAUUGCUUGCUUGACCAGGAAUGCAACACAGAUCCUCAAAAUCAUCUGCUUUUUGGUGUUCAUAUAGAUUCUUCGCCUCUUUUGAUGCAGAAUGGCAUGAGAAACCUUAGGAGUGUUGGCAGUGAGACUGAUUCAACAGCCAUGCCAUUUCUGACUGCUGCAGGAACGGAUUUCCCAUUGAAUCAGGUAUUAACGAGUUCCAGUUGUGCAGAAGAACCGGGAUUGUUUGAAAAUGGGCAUGUGAACCCACAAAAUGGAACCUUUGUUAAGGUUUACAAAUCAGGGUCCUUCGGAAGGUCACUGGAUAUUACCAGAUUUAACAACUACCCGGAGCUGCGAAGUGAGCUUGGGCGACUGUUUGGCCUUGAAGGCCAGUUGGAGGACCCUAUGAGAUCAGGCUGGCAGCUUGUAUUCGUCGACCGGGAAAAUGAUGUUCUUCUCCUAGGCGAUGAUCCCUGGCAAGAGUUUGUUAAUAAUGUGUGGUGCAUAAAGAUACUCGCGCCAGAAGUGCAGCAGAUGGGCAAAGGGGGUGAACUUCCGAGCGCAGCCCCAGGCAAGAGGCUUCCAGGCAGCGGCUGUGAUGGAUAUGCGAGCAGGCAAGACUCGAGAAACAUGAGCAAUGGAUUGCUUCUGUGAUGCCUCUGGACUGAAAAGAAAUAGGAGAACAGAGAACAUGAAAUCCCAUGAGUUUGAAGUCCAGAACUCUCGUCAUCUUGCUGUCUUGCCCAUCACACAGUACUGUUUCGUCAGAGUAAGUAGCUUGGUCUAUGUAUGUCUCUAGUAACUGUAUUAUAGGUAAUGCCACGCGACUUCGAUAUAAUUUUAUCAGAAUAUGUUUUUGUGAAGCUAGGCAUUUUUAUAAUCUUAUACUCUCUUCCUGCGAUGCUUUAUUUCCCAACUCGUUGAAACCAA
Phoenix dactylifera (date palm) is the source of this 2922-nucleotide messenger RNA. NCBI's taxonomy places the organism in Eukaryota, Viridiplantae, Streptophyta, Magnoliopsida, Arecales, Arecaceae. The record is from RefSeq and is a predicted model, not a curated record.